Molecule: messenger RNA, 1990 nt
Organism: Manihot esculenta (cassava)
Lineage: Eukaryota; Viridiplantae; Streptophyta; Magnoliopsida; Malpighiales; Euphorbiaceae
Exons: 2
Coding region: 1326-1964 (212 amino acids)
Source: RefSeq, a predicted model, not a curated record
AUUCUUCUUUCUUUAUAUAGAUCGUCCAUAUUUUUGUCGCGUGGAGCCAGAUGUGUUUCUCUCACUUUAUGGAAUUGGCAAGAAGAAAUUCAACAAAGAGGCUUGCAGAUGCUGUCGAGACACUAUUAAGGCAGUCUAUGGUUCUCAGUCCAAGGAGUUGGAUAAUUUCAACAGCUCCUUGAACAGAUAGUCUUCUGCUCAAAUUCAGAUUCCCAUUGGCUGUCUGCAUACUACAGUCUGAAUUUAUGAGGGACAAUAGUAGGCAAAAAAAGAAAAAAAAAAUUGCAGCACAGACAUCAUCCUGUUCUCCCUCUGUUUUCUUUUUUCUCUCUUCUGCCACAAACAUAGGAAAAGCUAAGGAGGGAUGCUACUUCACUUGCCAAAAGCCUUGCAACUGUGCUCAAUGUGAUAUUUUCAUGACUUGUUACCGCACAACUUUCUGUCUUCUACAUGUAAUAUUUUCCAUCUUUGUGAUUGAAAUAUAACUUUACAUGCCACAUACAGAUGAUAGUGGAGUGCGACAAUGCCAUGGCCAUUGAUCUCCUGAGUUAUGCAAACAAGGUUAAUCCAAUUACGUCUAACAUUUUGGAAGAGAUUCACAGGGCCAGAGAUUUCGGUUGUCUUCAAUCACAUUUUUCGUGAAGUCAAUUCGUGUGCUGAUUAUUUGGCAUCGAAAAUUCAAGUCCAGAUAGAGGUUCUGGAUAGACCUACUGCUGAUGUCCCUUCUUGUUCAUGAUAUUGGUUCUGCUUCCAACAUGAACCCGAGCUAGUCUGUUUUUAUUUUUCCUAUUUCUACCAAAAAAAAAUUGCUAAUUGCAUCAAUCAAACUGGGCCAUGGGCACCUAAAUGAUAAUACCUAUGUUGAUAGAAAUGGACGACGUAAUGAGAGGAGCAGAAAUGUCGAGCAAAGUAGUCCACCAUGUUGAAGCUGCUGCCUUGAGCUUAGUGGGUGAAUGAGAAAUUACUGCCAAAACCCUUGCUUUUUUCCCUUGUGAGUGUGUGUGUGUGUGUGUGUGGGGGGGGGGGGGGGGGAAGAUGCUCCUCUUUUCUUGUGCUGCUUUUUGCCCAAAAACAGAUUCGUUUCAUAGUGAGACUCAUGCUUGGUGCUGUUCAUAGAAAAGAAUAGAAUCUCAUCAGUAAAUGGGCGGUGCCAGAUUGGGCAACGAUCAAAAUGCUGCUCCCGGAGAGCCACUUCUUUUCCCCCUCCUUUACAUCCAACUACAAGUUUUAUAUAGCACUUCCCACCUCUAGAGCACUGGCAAUUUGUAAAAUUUUCCUGGUUCUGCAUAACCAAGUCUGAACUUGUGGGUGGUGUAUAACCCACUAUGACCUCUUCCACUAAUUAUAUGCAAGAACUACCCGUCAUAAACUGUUAUUCCGCUCAUAAUUUUGAUUCUGAUAGCAUCUAUGAAGAGUGUCCUCCGCUACUAGAAGCUAUAAGCUAUCUUUGCAUGGUAUCGGACUCCCACAAUCCUUACGAAGAGGAUGUCUUAUGCAGCUACUCAAUUUCUCCACCAUAUGAGAAAGGUGAGGUCUAUCUUGCAGCUGGUUCCCAUGGGCGAGAUCAGCUGCCAUACAACAGCUGGAGGAAUUGGGACCGGGCAUAUGACUGUUGCUUCAACUUAAGUGGCUAUUAUGAUGAUAACUUCUCCUCCUAUGAAGAUGGCAAUGGACCGGAAAAGGCAGAAUGUUGGCCACAAAGUGAUGAACAUGAAGUUGGUUACGAUAGCCAUCUUGACGAUGCAGAAAACCAUCUUUCUUUUUAUGAUACAGCUUUGUCUGCCACUGAGUCAUGGUUUGGACUUGUGGGAGAGGAAGAUUCCAAUUACUAUGGCGGGCAAAACCUCACAUACGCUUGUAGCUACAACUACAACUACAAGCCGGAUGAAUUGGGGCUUUUUGAAGGUAUUUUUGGUUACUGGCCUUGUUUGCACCAGCAACACCCACAGCCACAUGUGGAAUAAAUGGCUUACGUACAGUUCAAGUCUUA